Messenger RNA from Prorocentrum cordatum, 8991 nucleotides. Lineage: Eukaryota; Dinophyceae; Prorocentrales; Prorocentraceae. The record is from the annotation of a GenBank genome assembly.
AUGGUGCCCUCCAGAGGGGCGGGCCGCCGCCGGGCUGCCGCCGGGCCGCCCCAGGAGAGGGCCGCCAUCGGCGCCGCCCUCCGCGGCUGGCUUCCUUGGACGCUCGUGGCGGUGCGCGCCGCCUGCGCUGUGGGGGCCUCGGCUCAUCGCAACGUGCGGCUCGAGUGCCCCGCACUCGAUGCGCUCCAGAGCGUGCAGCACGGCGUCCCUUACAACCUCACGGGGCUGACGCUGCGCUACCACGACCAGGGCGCCGAGGUGGAGUACGGGAUAGAGGCCUCCACGGGCUCGCUCCGGCUCCACAGUUUUGUGGGGCUGAAGCUGCUGCCGCCCUUCAGCUACGACCGGCGCCUCCGGGUCCAAGGGAGUGUGAGGGCGGUGUCAGAGGCUCUGGAGGGCGUUGAAUACACCAGUUGUUUCGAUUGUUCAGCCGAUGUCGACAGGGUGGUGGUCAGCUGCGCCCUGAGCGGCACGCCGGGGCGUAACCACUGGACGAGCACCAACAACGCGAGCACGGGCAGCAACUUGAGCGUGUUCGGUGUCUCGUCGCAGUCGGUGCUGCGGGUGCUGGUGGACCUUCCGCAGGACUCGCCCAGGAUCCGCGCGGAUGACGAGCGCCGCAGCGUCUCGGAGGACGGGCUGCUGCUGAUCCAGGACGUGCAGGUCGAAGACAGCAAGCCUGGCGUCGUGCUGAACGUCAGCGUCAUCGCCAGCCGAGGUCAGGUCUCCAUCACGCGCGACCUGAGCGUUCGUUCUGCUUGGCUCGUGGGCAGCGUUGCGGAGCUGAACGCGCGGCUGGCUGCUGGGAUCAGCUACAGGGCCGACCCCGACUGGAGCACGGACCUCUGCGGCGGGCUCGUGGAGCUGGCGCUGGAGGCCGUGGACGUAGCGGCGCCCUCUCGCAUCAGCAGGGAGCACUUGUCUGUGGCCGUGAACAAUGUACCAGACGGUCCAAGAAUCCAUGCCACUUCCGAGGUCAUCGGCCUGGACAGCUCGCUGGGGCUGACGCGGGAGCAGCUGUCGAUCGAGGACACGGACCACUGCUGCAGCAGCCUGGACGUCUCCAACGACGCAUCCUUGGCGAUGGUUGUGCACACGCGCGAUGCCCACAUAGCUAUCACACCGUCCCCGUAUGCCUCUCAGUCUCCGUGUGAGUGGUCAACUUCUGACGCGGCGGGCAGAUACGAGGGCAACGCGGGCGGCCUGCCUAGGAGCGUCAACCUGCUGUACAUGGGGAUCCGCUCUGCACAGCCCGAGGAGUGGCUGCGGGUCGACGGCCUGGAGGGCCCGGGCAGGCACGACCGGGUCAUCUUCCACGACCUGCCACGGCCGAUCGUGGUGCGGCGCGUGCGCCUGGAGGUGGGGCUCUUCAGCGGGUUUCCCGCACUCCGGUUCGAGCUUUACGGUUGCGCGGAGCACGGCGUAAGGGCGCGCUUCGAGCCGGCCAGGAUCAACAUGACCUGCUCUGGCCAGGGUGUCGAGAGCACUCUCGGCGGCGCUUCUCUCUCGCACUGCCAGGCUGCGUGCACCCACGAGUGCUAUGCUGUGGUGUGGGCGGGCAGCGCGAGCCAGCGCUGCCUCAUCUUUUCGUCUUCGGAGUGCUCGAGCAUGGGUGUUGACGGGGGCUCGGACGCCUAUGUACGGCGAGGUGCUCCUCCGAGCAGUUGUGCAAAUCCGUACCCUCUGGUCUUCACGAGGAACAACAACUUCGCAGUGGUCAGCGCCUCUUCGACCCAGGACCCGGAGUACUUCGCAGCGGCGAACGCCUCCGCCGAGGCGCAGGCCGCCUGGCUCGCGCAGCUCGGCGACGCGGCCCCCUUUGUGGAGGUGAGCUUCUUCCAGCCGGUGACGGUGCGGCGCGUCGCUCUGGGCGGGGACCCCCGACAGACGUCCCUCGUCGGCUGCCUCAGCUGCGGCCCGCAGGCGGCGAGGCUGCUCGAGCCCCUGACGCUGACCCGCUUCGACGACUUCCACGGCAGCGCGGAGCUGCAGGUGCACCUGCGGAACCUCAACUCGGGCCUGAGCGCCUCUGGCCGGCUGAGGCUCUACGUGCCCCCCAUGCUGCCCGCCGUGCGCGCCCCUGUGCCCUUCGAGGUGGACGAGGCCGCGGAGUCGCCGGGCGGCGCCACGUCCGUAGAUCUGGGGGCGGGCAUGGCCAUCUCCCAGGGCUCUGCCGGAAGCGAGCUCACCGCGGUGUCCUUGCCAGACGGGCUCCUGUCAUGGAACGGCAGCGCACCCUCGGAGGCCCUGGCGUGCACCGGCUGUUCCGUCAGCCGGAUGCGCGAGCUCUUGUCGACCUUGCGCUUCUUUCCGGCCCCUGGCACCAACGGAGUAAAGCGGGUGGAAGUUGUCAUCAGCAGCAACGAGAGCGCCUCGAUCCAGAGCGAGGUGCUGACCGUCUGGGUGCGCCCGCUGAACACCGCUCCCAUCCUGCGGCCUUGCGACUCCCCAGUUCCCUCAGAUCCAGCGGCCCCAUGGUUCGCCGUAGCAGAAGACGCCUGGGAAUCAGCCGUGUGCGUGGCGCUGGAGGACGACGCCGACGAGACGCCGGGCAACUUCGUGGACAUGCGGCUGUGGGUGUCCAGGGGCAGCCUCGGCUGCGGUGGCUUCGGCGCUGCUCGCGGCCUGCUGGUCACCCAGUGCCCGGCGGGCGCGAGGGGCCCGUGCGAGCUGCGGUCGAAGCCGUCGCAGCGCCUCUCGCUGGCGCAGGCGCAGGGCUGCUUGAGGAGCCUGGUCUACACGCCGCCGUCCAAUUUCCACGGGAUUGCCGACCUGCACCUGAGCGUCUCGGACAACGGCUUCACGGGCGAGGGGGCAGCAGCAGAAGGCACGCCCCGCGGUUUCCGGGGUGAGCCCAUGGUGGCGUCGAUCAGGGUCGCGAUCCAGGUUGCCCCCGCCGCUGACGCGCCGUGGCUCGCGUGGUCCAUUCCGCCCCCGACAGUCAUUUACAGCGACGGGAGUUUUCUGCUCAGUGGCCUGGACCUGAGGGACCCUGACGAGACAGGUCCUCGCAGCGGCGCCAACCUCACGGUCGCCGUGGAAGCCCUGGUGGGCGAGAUUAUCUCCAGCGCAGAUCUGGUGGAGCACCGUUCGCCAGCGCCCCCCUUCCCAGUGCGCCAUGUGCGGCUGCGGGGAGCUCCCUGGGAGCUGGAGCAGGCCCUGCGUAACGUCACCUACCGGCCCGCCGCGGGGUUCGUCGGGGAGGACACGGUGGUGGUCACCGCCCGGGGCGCAGGCGCCGCGGGCAGGGCCGCCUUGACCUCGGAGCUGAGGUUCCACCUGCAGGUCGAGCAAGCGCUUGUCGCGCCCACGAUCUCCGUGCUGGCUCCCAAGGUCGCCGGACGGGAGGACGAGGCCGUCUGGCUGGGGGUUGCGGCGGGCGUGUCCCUCGAGCUGCCCGAGGCCGCGCUGCUGCGCUUCCGGCUCCAGGCGAGCGACGGGGCGCUGCGGCCCCUCUUCGGCAGGGGCCCCGGCGCCCCCCCGGGGGGCGCGGCGGGCGCGGUGCGCUACCUGCGGGCCUCGGCCGCCCUGGUGGAGGGCGUCGCGACGGCGGCGGCCGCCACGGAGGCCCUGGCCGGCACGCGGUUCCUGCACCGGGCCCGGGACUACUUCUCGCCCGCGGCCGGCCCCGUGGCGGUCCGCCUGGAGGCGUGCCUGUGGGACCAGCUCGCCGAGGCGGCGCUGGAGCAGGCGUGCAGCGCCGCGGACCUCGAGCUGGAGGUGCUGGCGGAGGAUGACGCCCCGCGCGUGUUCUCGCCCGAGCACCCGUGGGCGAUCCCGCUGAAGGUGACGGAAGACGUGCCCCUGGAGAUCUGCUGCUUCAGCAUAUACGAUGCAGACACGGUUUCGAAAGGCGCCGACGCUUACCCCAGUAAAGCUCCAUGGCCCUUCGCUCUGUACAUCCGCGUGCGCGCGGGCAACGUGUCCCUGCACGCUCCAGAGACUGUUGCAGUGCUCUUCCGGAACGAAUCAGAGAUCCAGCUGGAGGGUUACAAACACGACUUGCAGACAGCCUUGGGCACCUUGACUUACUAUCCGCUUCCCGAUGCUAAUAUCCAGAACAGUGGUCUUGACCACCUGUGCAUCACGCUCAGUGACGUUGCAGGGGCGCGAGGCUUUGGUCGGGACAGGUACUUUAACGGCUGCUGGGACGUGGACAUCGUUCCGAUGAACGACCCCCCUGUGCUAUCCGUCGAGCCAGGCUGGCCGUGGCCCAGCGAGCAAUCCACCCAGGCCACAGCCGCGCCAGAUCAGCAACACAGGAUCAAGAACUCCCAGGGGCGGCCUGUCCUGCUGCCCGCGGUCCGCCUGCGAGACGUAGACGCCGAGGACCUCGAGCUGGAGGGCCCCGCCGUCGAGGUCGUCGUGCGGGCAGAGGAGGGCCGGAUCUUGGAGCCGCAGUGCCCAGGCGUGCAGACGGCUGCGCGGGGCGCGCUGCCAGACGAAGCGUGGCAGAUCGGCGGCUCGGUGCGCCUGGUCGACAGGUGCCUCGCCGGCCUUCGCUACGCCGCCCCCUCCGCGACCUUCGAGGGCCGGGACGUGGUGGUGGUCGAGGCAACCGACCUGGGGCACAGCGGGCUGCUCCCCGGCCUCGGCCACCUCGGCCUCUCUGGCCGCGGCCUGGCCAGCGGCCAGCGGGCGGGCGAGGCGCUGCUGCGCGUGGUGCUCAACGUGACGCGCGCGGACGAGCAGGUCCGCCUCGAGGUGUCCGGCGGCAACCUCGAGGCCGAGGAGGGCUCCGAGGUGCGGCUGCCGUCGUUCCGGCUGUGGCACACCCCCGCCUCGGACGGCAGGCGCGUGGUCGUGUCCCUGAGGGCGUCCGACGGCACCCUGGUGCUCGGCGUGAGCCGCGACUGGCUGGUGAGGAGGUUCGCGAAGCCGCGGGCGCCGCUCCGCGGGGCCUCGCUGCAGUGGCUCGGGCCCGUUGAGGUUGCAGCCGCCGUGCUGCGGGACCACGUCACCUACCGCUGCGGCACGCCCGGCAUCUACGAGGUCACCGCCGUGCUGGAGGUCGAGGAGUCGGCGAUGAGCGAGGUGUUCCACCAGGUCGCGUCCAGGACCGUCCCGGUCUCCGUGGUCGGCACCAACGACGCCCCCUCGAUCUCGGGGCCGCUCGAGUGGUCGGUCAUGGCGGGGAGCACCUACUCGCUCGCCAGCGCGGGGCUGGAGGUCCUGGACGCGGACGCGGGGGAGCCCCACGCCGUCUGGGCCGCGCCGCGGGUCGGCGCCGCCCCGACGCCGACGCCCGCCGUCGGCCUGGGCGCCGAGAUGCGCGCCGUCGACGUCGAGGUGAGCACCGACGUCGGGUCGCUGCUCGUGGAGGACUGGGCCGGCCUGGCGCCGGCGCACCCCGAGGCCACCUGCGCCGGCGGCUGCCCGCGGCUCGCCCUGCGCGUGCGCCCCGGCCUCCUGCCCGCGCUGACCGGGCGCCUGUCCCUGCGGCUCCCGAUCGAGCUCGGGGGCCGGCGGGGGACUCUGGAGCUGAGGGUGGACGAUCGCGGUCUGCUUGGGCGCGGCUCGAGCCCCCGGAGCGCGAGCCACAGCGUGAGGUUGCGGCUGCUGCAGACGGACCUGCCGCCAGCAUUCGAGGUCCUCGGGAUGCCCGACGGCCAGAACCUGUCGGCGUUCCGCACCCCGUUCAACACCACCCGCAGCGGGCAGCUGGACCCCCUCACCUUCAACGGCUCGCUGGGCGUCCGCCUGCUACCCGCGGACGGCCAGCACGAGCGCGCCUACCGCUGCACGCUCUCGGUGCCUCAGGGCGGCGAGAUCGAGCUGCCGAGCUUCGGGUACGGCACGCUGCCGCCGGCGUUCGUCGACUGGAGGUACAGGAACGGGACCGGGCGGCGCCAGAGCUUCGAGAUGCUGGGGCCGCUGCGCGACAUCAACGUCGCGCUGCAGCGGAUCGUGUUCCACCCCUGGCCCAGCUUCAGCGGCGCCGCGCACGUCCUCGUGGCCAGUGGGCUCAACGGCUCCUCGCACACCAACUUCACGCAGGUGUCCAUCUACGUCGAGCCGCCGGCAGCGUGCAACGUCACGCUGUGGGCGGGUUCCAACCUCACCGCGACUGGCUCGAGAGCCAUCGAGGUCGGCAGCAGCGUUGCGUUGCGAAGCCUUGACCCCCUCCGCUACGAGGAGCGGGAGCUGCCGUGGACCGCCGCGAACGGCCACACGACGUACGCGGCAUCCGGGCUGACGCCCUACAGGGACUGCCUGGCGGUGACCAUGGAGCUGGGGCUGGUGCACGCCGCCGGCCUCCCGGGGCGCGGGUCGCUCUUCGUGGGCGGCGCGGAGGCCACGUCGCCGCACGUGCUGCCCGACACCUUCCGCAGCGACGGCGCCGCCGUGCUCCUGCACGGCCAGCCCUCGGAGGUGAGCCGCGCGCUGCAGCACGUGCACUUCCGCUGGCAGCCGCACGGCGGGGCGGGGCUGGUCGAGCCCGAGGGGCCCCAGUUCAACAUCACCGUCGUGGUGCGCGUGUACACGUCGGCCUUCGAUCCGAGGGCCGUGCUCGCGGCCUCCAUGAACAUCACAGUGCUGCCCGAGCCGUUCUCCGAGGGCCGGGUGGCGCCCGCGCUCGCGGUCUCGCUGCGCGCGGACGCGGGGGCGGAGUCCGACUGGGACCUGCUCCAUCCCGUGCGGGGCAUUGAGGACACCCUCACCCUGCUGCCCUGCGUGCGGGUGGCCUACCACGUGCCAACCUUCCUGCGCAACAACACCCAGACGCGCCUGAGGGUGUACAGGCUAGAUCAGGCCGAGCAGGAGGACGCCGAUCCGAUGACGGCUCUCUACGACGAGCUCGACUAUAAUAGCAUAAGCGUCUCGCUGGACGUCUUAGCAGGCUGGCUCUCCAUGGAGAGUGGCGCGUACGAGAGGCUCAACCUGACUGGCAUGACAGUGACGGAAGGCUGCCUCGAGAAUUGCACGAGCGUGAACCUGAGCUUUCUGCCCGAGGUCAUGGACGACAGCUCUGAUGGCAACUUCACCUUCUGUGGGCUGCAGUACACGCCCUUCCCGGAUUUCAACUCGGCUCAGGAUGGAGGCAGCAUCCAGGAGACCCUCCGCUUGCGCGCGACGAUCCCAGGUGGGCGCGAGGAGGAGCUCACCGUGCCCAUCCACAUCCGCCCAGUCUUCGACGGCCUAAGGAUCUCAACGGCGGCCAGCCCCGCGACCGUGCACCAGGGCUCGGACGUCGUGGUAGGCGACCUCCUCGAGCUGUCGUCCCCGGACUCCGACCUGGAUGUCCACCCGUCCAUCCUCAACGCGCAGGUGUACCACACCCUCAACCUCACGCUCUCGGAGGGCCUCGUGUUCGAGACCCCGCUGCCCGGCGACUGCUACACGCCGCGGCAGCUGCGCGACGUGGACCACAGCCACGACCUCUGGGCGAAGGACGGCAGGCCCUUCUCGGGGGGCCUGCGGCCCGCCGGCAGCCUGAGCCUGAGGGCGCCGCUGGAAGCGCUGCGGCGCUGCGUGGACCACCUGGUGCUCCACGUGCCGUGGGACGCCCCGGCGACGGCGCCGCCCCCCGCGCUCUCGGCCCCCGCGCCAGAGCUGCUGGCCGUCGUGCCCGCCAACGGCAGCGCCGUCGCCGUGGAGGCCUUCGAGGUGGUGCUGCGCUUCACGGACAUCGUGUGGGUGGGCAGCGGCGGCAUCCAGAUCGUCGACUGCGGCGCGGACGGCCAGUGCGGUGCCGUCGACCUGCUGGACGACGCCGCGCUGGUCAUCGACGCCACGGACCCCUCGCAGGUCAUCCUGGACGUGAACAGUAGCGUCGUGCGCAUCUCCCCAGCAACGCAGCUGAGGCCGCUGCGCUUGCACCAGCUAGUGAUUCCGGAGGGUGCCUUCGUCGGCCACAACGGCCGCAGUUUUGGUGGGAUCCCUGCUGGUGGCCACUUCUUUGAGACAGGGCAGGCACUGGCUCGGCCUACCGGCUGGCGGAUCGUCGCGCAGGCGUUCGAGGAGACAGACGCCCUUCUUGACUGGGAGGUGUGCGAGGUAGGCUUCUACACCUCGUCCGACUGCAGUGGAGCCGCCAUCGAGGGCACCCCUGUGGCCAGCAGCGCGUCGGCCAGCCUUUCGCAGGUGGGAGACAGUGGCCUGGCAUUUGAUGGCAGUUUGGGAACGUGCUGGGUGCACAAUGGCAGCGCGCCUUCGGCCUGGCUGGGCCUGCAACUGAAGGACGCCAGCUUCGUCCGAUCGCUGCGGGUCAUCGGCAAUCCUGCGGGAGACGGCGCGGCGCUCACCGCCUUUUACCUGCAGUUCUACUUCGAGGGUAGGUGGCACAACCUGCAGAAACAGGGCUACAGCGAAGAUUGCAUCGAGGUGGUGCAGGACUACAGUUCCGUCUUCGCGGGUGAGCGCGACACCUCGGAGCCCGCCAUUGUCUCCUUGCAGCCAGCGCACGGCUCUUCCAACGUGGCCCCGUCUCAGAGGCUCCAGCUGGUCUUCGAUGAGGAUGUGAGGUUGGUGGAGGGCACGGACUCCGUUGCCCUGGUGCAUGCAGGGGACGACACCACGUGUGAUACGGGCGACGAUGCCGUGACGUACCUUGCAACAGUCCUCCCCGAGCUGCUGCAGAAUAACGGCACCGUGCCCUGGGUCAUGGCAGCAAACAAGACAUUGAUCGUCAAACUGCCAUGGGUGGACAUGUCCACAGGGUACUACUGUCUCCAGGUGAAUAAAGGUGCCGUCCUCGACGUCGCGGGCAACCCGUUCGCGGGGCUCUCUGGCGAGUCGUACAAGUUCUACGUCGACACCGGAGAAGGCGUCAUGCCAACCCUGCUGUCGACGGACCCCGCCCCCGGCACCGUGCUGAUCGGCGGGCGGCAGCAGCGCUUCCGGCUCUUCUUCAGCCAGGCCGUGCAGCUUGCCGACCCCUACCUGUUCCUCACCGUGGGGCAGGUGCCCGGGGCCCAUUCCGCCCACUUCGUGCCCGCCAACGCGAGUGCAGACUUUUCUUUUCUUCUGUCAUUGGCAACCACACCGUGA